GAAGGGAAGGAGGAAGGGAAAGAGAGGAGAGGAAGGGAAGGAGGGGAGGAAGGAAGGAAGGAGGAGCUGAGGCGGCCGCGCACGGACCGGCGGGACCCGCCACGGGAGAUCGUGCGCGGCUCCCGGCGCUGCCAGCCAUGCUGACGGCGGGAUGAAGCUGCAGGCGGUGGUGGAGCAGCUGCAGAAGCAGCAGCAGCAGCAGCAGCAGCAGCCAGCGGUGCCCAUGGAUUGCCGGGAGCGCCCGGCGCCCUUCCCGAAGCCGCCCUUCCCCGCCCAGCCCCGCGCCGGCCCCGCCGCGAUGUCACCCGCGGUCCCCUCGCCGUGUCACCCCCCUCCCUCCGGCCGGGCCCUGGAGCGCGGCGCCCGCAACUCCGAGGAGGAGGACGAGGAGGAUGACGAGGAGGAGGAUGAAGAGGAGGAUGAAGACGAGCUGGAGGUGCCCGGCCGGGAAAGCUGCUCCGCCCUCAAGUAUUUCCGUGCUCCCAAAAGCGCCCAUCCCAACCAAAGAGUGGCCUCCAGCCCGGGGGCAGCCCAGCAGGGCAAGGAGGAGCAGGGCAGGGACUCUGCCAAGCACCCCCCGGCCCCGGGGGCACGGCCCGCCUGGCGCCUGGAGGAGCAGCUCAAACAGAAUGGCAGCGUGAGCUGGAGCGAUGAUGGAGACGGAUGCCGGGGACGGGAAAUCUCCCGAGACUUUGCCAAGCUCUACGAACUGGACAGCGAUCCCGAGCGGAAGGAAUUCCUGGAUGACCUCUUCAUCUUCAUGCAGAAGAGAGGAACUCCCAUCAACCGAAUCCCCAUCAUGGCCAAGCAGAUCCUGGAUCUUUACAUGCUCUACAAACUGGUGACUGAGAAGGGAGGACUGGUGGAAAUCAUCAACAAGAAAAUCUGGAGGGAGAUCACCAAAGGCCUUAACCUGCCCACCUCCAUCACCAGCGCCGCCUUCACCCUGCGCACGCAGUACAUGAAGUACCUCUACGCCUACGAGUGCGAGAAGAAGUCUCUGAGCUCCCCGGCCGAGCUGCAGGCGGCCAUCGACGGCAACCGGCGCGAGGGCCGCCGGCCCAGCUACAGCUCCUCCAUGUUCAGCUUCUCCCCCUCCACGCCUGGGCCUCCUUCCCUGCUGUCCCCUCCCAAAAUCCGCUUCCCCAUCAUCGGCGUGGCGCCGGGCAGCGGGACCAGCAGCCCCCGGGUGUCGCCGGCCGUCAGGAAAGGUGAGGCCGUGCCGCUGGGCGUGUCCCUGCCGGGCCGGCUGCAGGCGGUGCCGCUGGCGCUGGCGGGCCAGCCGGGCGCGGUGGCGGCCAGGACGGCGGCGCUGGAGCAGCUGCGGGAGCGGCUGGAGGCGGGCGAGCCCCCGGAGAAGAAGGCGGCGCGCGCGACGGAGGAGGAGCAGCGGCUGGUGCAGCAGGCGCUGCAGCGCAACCUGCUCAGCGUGGCCCGCCAGGUCCCCAUGAAGAUCAAAAUCAACGGGAAAGACAAGGGAGACUCGGCAGCGGCGCUGAACCUGACCCCGAACGGCAUCGGCAGCAUCAACAUGUCUGUGGAGAUCAAUGGCACCACCUAUGCUGGGGUGCUGUUUGCCCAGAAGCCCGUGGUGCAGCUCCUGGCCGGCUCAGGCACGCAGAGCUCGUGCAGCAGCUCCAGCAGCAGCUCCAGCAGCAGCUCCAGCAGCUCCCACUGCUCCCCCAGCCCUACCUCAUCGAGGGGCACAGAGCCCUCCACCAGCUGGUCCCUCUGACGGGAGUGCACACAUACCUCAUCUCAAGGAACCUGCUCUCGUGGCUGUGCAGCAGCAGGAGGAGGAGGAUGAUGAUGGUGGUGGUGGUGAAACCUUUCCAUGCCAGCGAGUUUUCCUUCAUCGUCUUUGUCCGGCCUGGUUUUGCUUUGUUGCCCCCUUUUCCUUCCUCCCUUGUGCUCUUUGUCUCCUCCUCCUCCUCCUCCUCCCGGGUUUGUUGUGUUCCCGGAGCGGGGGCACACCCGGCGUUUCUCAAUCAGGGAUGGGCUCCAGGGCGUGGCCAGGACGUCACCAGGGCAGGGACAGGGCCGGGGCUGGGCUGGGAAUCCCGGUCCUGCUGGACCCGGGGGCCGCCAGGGCUCUUCCCAGCCACAGCUCCGUGUUUUGACAAUCCUGAGAGCCGGGGGGUGCCUGGCCCCGUGGCAAUAUUCUCCUCUUCCUUCCUGCUGUGUCCCCACGAGUCGGUUUUGGCACCAUCAGCCGCUGGGUCCUGGCUGGUGCCACCUCACCCCUCGAGUCCCGAGUGUCCCUGUGUCCCCUGUCCCCGUGGCCUUUGGGGUCCCCCUGCCCUGCUGACGUCCCUCCCAUCCCUCCUGCCCUGCUGACGUCCUUCCCGUGCUCCGGGCCCAAGUCAGGUUUUUUUGAGCAGACGAAAUACCUCAGAUAUGUAACUUGUUGGGUUGGUUUUGUUUGUGUUGGGUUGGUUUUUGUUUUUUAACCUCUUCAGGAAGUAUUGGCAUAUCCUAUCGCUUGGGGGUUUUCAUAGGUGGGUUUGCUGACUUUGUGUUUGCUUCUGUUUGUGUUCGCUUUUAAACGCAUCACCAAAGACAGGGAGUUCCAACAAGGCUGAGCAGGGGAGCAGUGGCUCCCCCACCCUCCCGGAGCAGAAUUCCAGCGUCAUCCUAGGACGUGUGCACGGGAAAACGAGCCGGGAGCGAUCCCGUGCGUUGUGCCGGCUCUGCCGAGCCCCGGGGUCGGGAGCAGGGAAUGCACAUGUCCCGAGGCGGUGCUGCUCUCGGGGCAGCGCUGCCCUCCCUCCCUCCCUGUGGGCGGGGAAGCCGUUUCACCCUCGCACACUCCCAGAGGAUUUUCUGGGACUCAAUCAGAUGAUUUUUUUCGUUGUUGUUGGUUUUCUUUUGGUUGUUGUUGGGUUUUUUUUUAUUUUAUUUUAUUCGGGGGUGGGGUUGGGCUGUUUCCUCUGAGUGGGACUGGGGCACUUUCUGCUUUUCCCGGCUGCUCCGGGGUGGGGUUGCUUUGUCUCACUUGCUAACGUCGUGUUUUCUUGCACAGAAAGGCACUCGAAUCACUGAACUGCUUGGACACUACUAGAGUAUUAAUGUUUAUAAGCUUUACUCAACCUAGACUGGAACUAGCCAGGGACUAACAGAUUGUUUUGUAUCCAAUUCAGGGAAAGAAUCAGGUGGGGAAGCGUAACAGAUACCUCAGUUAAAUAAGCUGCAACAAUAACCGGUCCUUUUCCCAGCCCAGGGUGACAAGGACCAUCCAGACUGUGAAGAGUUAACCCUUUCCCUCAGCCUGGCUUUGGCCCUGGCAGCCUCGAGCUGCGGGUCUCCUGCUGAGCUGCCAGGCUUUGGGCCGGGGUGCUGGAAACCAGCAGCGAGCAGGGCGGGGGAGGCUGAGCCCAGGGCAGUACUCAGGGUUUGAUGCUGCGAGCAGGACGUUCCCGAGGGCAGUGCUGGCUUUGCAGCGCCCCUCCAUCCUCUCCCGAGCUUCACACACCAGCCACAAACCCCCAGCGCGCUCCUCCCGGGGGGGAAAAAGCAGCCCCGGGGGCAGGGUGGGGUCGGGGGAGGCUGCUGUGCCUGCUGCGAUCAGGUGUUCUCUCCAAACAGCUGCAGCAGCCUUGCUAACUAGUUUUCUUACCUAUUUAAAAGAGAAAAAAAAAAUAAUAAAAUAAGUAAAUAAAAACAAAUGUGAUAGCCUAGGCGGUGGAUAAAUACCUCAACGUCUCCUUCCAACAAGUGUCUGUAUAUGUUGUUGUUGGGUUUUUUCUAUCUUACAGGUUAUCUGAAUGUUUAUAUUCCAAUAAACUUCUACCUCUUCACA
Messenger RNA from Oenanthe melanoleuca, 3799 nucleotides. RefSeq names its product AT-rich interaction domain 3B (gene ARID3B). Gene Ontology annotation, molecular function: DNA binding. Gene Ontology annotation, biological process: regulation of transcription by RNA polymerase II. The transcript is spliced from 9 exons. Gene Ontology annotation, cellular component: nucleus. NCBI's taxonomy places the organism in Eukaryota, Metazoa, Chordata, Aves, Passeriformes, Muscicapidae. The coding region runs from base 152 to 1735 and encodes 527 amino acids. The record is from RefSeq and is a predicted model, not a curated record.